CCGGCAACGAGCGCAUCACAACAUAGCACAAACACCGCAACCGUGUCGAGGAAUAUAACAUGAACAUCCGAAUUCCGAUUCGGCUGCCUUGCAACUUUCUUCUACUUCUUUUGGCAAAACAAAGACCAUCGUCGGCCUUUACGUUCCAAAACAGCAAUCACUCCGCCACUACGAAUUUUGUCGGCAUUAACAACGCGGAAAAGCCAUUUUUUCAGAACACAAACCAAAUUAUUAGCAGGAACAGUAGUAGCAGAAGAUUCUCAUCCGAUAGUAGCAUGUCAUCAUCGUCGUCGUCUCCGCCACAGUGCGGGGUGGACUACCCCGAACUGGUCGUCUUCGAUCUGGAUGCGUGUUUUUGGGACCAAGAAAUGUACGAAAUGCCCGCCCUCCCGUCCAAAACCGUGUCAGGAAUCCUUGGCGAUUCGGGACAGGAAGGAGUAACUGGAGCCUACUCGGGCCGGAACAAGAUCUCCAUGCACCCCGGAAGCAUGGUGGCCCUCCAGGAACACGCCAGGGGAGAUGUUUAUCCCGGAAUGAAGGUGUGUUUUGCCUCGUCGGCCGACACCCCCUUUGCCGAGAAAAUCGGCCGGGCUACCCUGAAAUUGCUCGAGGUUCUUCCCGGGCUGACGGUGUGGGAUCUAGUGCUUAAAGAUUGGGACGGCAAAGACGUCAACCAGGUGCGUAGCAGAAACUGAAGCUUCGCGCUUUACGCCAGAAAAACGACAAUGAUAGGCGUCAAUGGCACACAACUAGUAGCCCCCCAAGGGGAUGGCUAGUGUCGUGGACCAGAGACGGAGAGAAAAUAGCGGAGCAGGAACAAGCAUCCUGUUUGUCACAGAGACUAAGCAUGGUCGUAUGCUCACCAUUUUCCACACUUGUGCGGUUAUGUUCUUGUACUUGCGAAACAUGGUUACGAACCAAUGCACUGAUUGCUUCGACGCAAACAAACCAUGAAACAAACUACGAACCGGCCGAUAAAAUCGUUUUGAUGUAGCAGAUCGGACGGCAGCCACCAUUGAGCAGGUAUGUACGGGUACCAUGAGCAAUUCAUUUGCACUUUUGCUAAUUUAAUUCCACUCCAACUCGUGAACUUAUUUCUGAGAGAAAGUGAAAGGAAGUCAUCCCACCAACCCAUCUUUUGCAUUUGUUCCUAUACUUUUCACAUAUUUUGAUCUGGAAACAUAUCAUUGUCGUUCAUCCCAUUCCCCCAUGUGCGUUCUCUUCUUGCACCCAAUGAUAUCGGCGUGAUCUGCCGCACCGCAAUGAUAUCGAAAUAACCAACAAACGUCUAAUACUACUGUUACAACGCAAAGCAACAAGGCCCAGACACAUUUCCCCUUCAUUCGAAAACUCACGGGCAUUCCCUAUGACAAGAUGCUCUUUUUUGACGAUUGCAACUGGGGCGAUCACGUGGGCAUGGUUGGUCGUGGUUGUACAGAGGAGAGCACCAGCAGAGGAGUUGUCGGCCACCGGACACCCAGUGGACUCACGAUCAAGGAUUGGUACAGGGGGCUGGAGCUCUAUCGCGAGGCACAACAGCAGUAGUGAAAUGAAGUCCAGAAAAUAAAUUGCAUUGUGACUCGAUCGAAUACACUCGGCGCUCUGGUGAAGUGAUCAUACUGUACAUAUUGAGGUACUUGGCACAUCCCAAUCACCAUACGGAAAAAGUAGAAAGAGUGCGGCAGUUCAAUUCAUAUAGUAUAUG
This is a messenger RNA of Pseudo-nitzschia multistriata, 1705 nucleotides long. The record is from the annotation of a GenBank genome assembly. NCBI's taxonomy places the organism in Eukaryota, Bacillariophyta, Bacillariophyceae, Bacillariales, Bacillariaceae.